Messenger RNA from Engraulis encrasicolus (European anchovy), 3621 nucleotides. RefSeq names its product EH-domain containing 2b (gene ehd2b). The transcript is spliced from 7 exons. The record is from RefSeq and is a predicted model, not a curated record. Gene Ontology annotation, biological process: endocytosis; endosomal transport. Gene Ontology annotation, cellular component: cytoplasm; plasma membrane. Lineage: Eukaryota; Metazoa; Chordata; Actinopteri; Clupeiformes; Engraulidae. The coding region runs from base 636 to 2306 and encodes 556 amino acids. Gene Ontology annotation, molecular function: GTP binding; protein binding; calcium ion binding.
CAGAACUUUACUUGUGGGGGCUCAUCGGGGAACACCUCAGGUUGAGGGAGGAGAGAGACGAGGAAGAGGCAGAGAAGAGAGGCAGGGCAGGGCAGAGCUCUGGUGCUAGUGUGUGUGUGUGUGCAGUGUUCUUGUGAGCUCCCGAAGAGGAGAACUGCUGGCAAGGCUCUGGUCUCAGCUGAAACCUGUUAGGACUCUGGAGAUCACCCAUCCCACCAAUACCCUCUACUCCAACUAGCAGUGGGACACCCAUCCUUGAAAAGUAUCUUCUGCAAGAUUAUCUCCAUCUCUUUUUUCUUCUUCUUCUUCUUCUUUUCAUCUUCUUUGGAUUAUCAAACCAGGUAGAAGACCCUGUCCACACCCAUAUCCAGUAAGAGGGAAAAGCAAAGAGAGGCCUUAGUGGGGGAGAAAAAACCUGGCCACAGUCUACACAACUAUAAACACAAGCCUUUCCAGGGGAUUUCUAUAUUUGGAGUUCACAACCCAUCGCUAAGGAACUCGUUUAUUAUAUAACUACAGGAAAAAGAAGAAGACAGGGCCCAUCGAGGAUCAGACUGGAAAAAAAAGAGCACAAAAAGUAGCUUUUUAAAAACCUUGUACGGAUAGAUAUAGUUACUUUUUCUGGAGGGGAAAAAAUGUCUCAAACAAUGUCUCGCUGGGGGCGGAAAAAUGUGAAGAAGGCCCCCGAAGUGGUCAAAACUGUGACAGAAGGACUCAAGACCCUCUAUCGGGAGAAGCUUCUGCCCCUGGAGCAGCACUACGGCUUCCAUGACUUCCAUUCCGCAAGUCUGGAGGACGCCGACUUCGACAACAAGCCCAUGGUGCUGGUGGUGGGACAGUACUCCACGGGGAAGACAACCUUCAUCAGAUACCUGCUGGAGCAGGACGUUCCUGGUAGUCGCGUGGGGCCUGAGCCAACCACAGACUGCUUCACUGCCAUCAUGCACGGAGACGUGGAAGUGCUGACCCCAGGAAAUGCUCUCAUUGUGGACCCCAACAAGCCCUUCCGCAAGCUCAACGCCUUCGGGAACACGUUCCUCAACAGGUUCCAGUGUGCCCAGAUGACCAAUCAGGUGCUGGAGAGCAUCAGCAUCAUCGACACCCCGGGCAUCCUCUCGGGGGCCAAGCAGAGAGUGAGCCGAGGUGAGGCCAGUUCGAAAGGGUAUGACUUCCCUGCCGUUCUGCGUUGGUUUGCGGAACGCGUGGAUCGCAUCAUCUUGCUCUUUGAUGCGCACAAGCUGGAAAUCUCUGACGAGUUCUCGGAGGCCAUCGCCGCGCUGAAGGGCAACGAGGACAAGCUGCGCGUGGUGCUGAACAAAGCCGACAUGGUGGGCACCCAGCAGCUGAUGAGGGUGUACGGAGCGCUCAUGUGGUCCCUGGGGAAGGUGUUUGGCAGCCCCGAGGUGCUGCGCGUCUACAUCGGCUCCUUCUGGUCCGAGCCGCUGAUGGUGCCGGAUAAUCGCAGGCUAUUCGAGCUGGAGGAGGAGGACUUGUUCACCGACAUCCAGAACCUUCCGAGAAACGCGGCCUUGCGGAAACUUAACGACCUGGUCAAGAGGGCUCGUCUGGUCAGGGUGCAUGCCCACAUCAUCAGCUAUUUGAAGCAGGAGAUGCCGUCCGUCUUCAGGAAGGACAACAAGAAGAAGAAUCUGAUCCACCAGCUGCCGGUCAUCUUCUCCAAGAUACAGCUGCAGCACCACAUCUCGGCCGGGGACUUCCCCGAUUGCGCCAAAAUGCAGGAGCAACUCUUGGUCCACGACUUCACCAAGUUCAAGCCCCUGAAGCCCAACCUGAUGGCUGCACUUGAUGAGUUCCUGGCCACCGACAUCUCCAAGCUGAUGCCCCUGCUCCGCCAGGAGGAGCUGGAGGCGGGCGACCAGCCCGGGGUGCAGGGCGGCGCUUUCCUGGGGACCCGCGGGGGCCCGUUCUUGGAGAACGACCCCUUCGCCCAGCUGGAGGAGAACGGAGAGGUCGGCGAGGAAGGUGGGGAAGGUGGGGAAGACUGGGUCGUGACCAAAGACAAGCCCAAGUACGACGAGAUCUUCUACAACCUGGCGCCCAACGAGGGCAAGCUGAGCGGCACCAAGGCCAAGGACUGGAUGGUGAGCACGCGGCUGCCCAACUCGGUGCUGGGACGCAUCUGGAAGCUGUCGGACGUCGACCGCGACGGCAUGCUGGACGACGAGGAGUUCGCCCUGGCCAGCCACCUGAUCGAGGUCAAGCUGGACGGGCACGGGCUGCCUCCCGAGCUCCCGGCACGCCUGGUGCCCCCCUCCAAGAGGCGUCAGAAAGGCUCCGACGCAUAAGCAUAAGCACAGCCAGCGUCCCCCACACUACUGUCAGUUCCCCAACCUUGCACACUUACACUGAUUUACUACUACCAAAGAGCUGUCACCGUCGUAGCUGCUACUAUUGUGCUUGUUUGGUCCCAUUCUUCUGACCACACCUUGCUUUGCUAUUGUAAGCACAUUUCAGCAGAUUUUGAGAUUAUGUUGCUUCAGAAAGUCCAAACCCAGCCGUGUUACUCCUCUUGUCUGUGAACUUAAUACACUAUAUUUUGAGUUAAUUCAUAACUUUUACUUAAAGUAAGAGCAACACUAUUGAGUGUUAAAUUUGACUCCAUUAGGCCUACAUUACACAUAUGUGGAUAUUUUUUUUAAACUAUCAUUUUUUUAUCCGUAUACCUAUUUUGAUAUGGUUUACUCAGCAUGUGGAUAAAAAAAUCACCACUGAAACUGGUGGGUUUAAGAAUUAAAAAAAAAAAAAAUCCACUUUGGGGAACUAGCACUCUGUUUACGCGUAAACAGAAGGCCCAAACGGAUAUGUUUACAAUAAUAUCCACAUACUGUACGUGUAAACAGGGUGUACGCCCUGAGUGUUGAAUUAACACUCUGCCCUUAUUUUGUUGAAUUAACACUGCACUCUUAGAUUAUGAAUUACCUGAUGAUUGUGUACAAAAUGUAUGCAGCUGGUUCAGAAAAUGUCUGGAUAAAAUAUGUGGCAAUGUGUUUUCACUUUCGAAGCUCAUGAUUUCCACAUCUGACUUUCAGCAGCUUCACCGAGUCAUUUAAUGAAAUAAAUUAUAACUAGUUUAAUAUGCUUGCACUUCAUUCAGUGAAGGGAGUGGUGCUUCCAUCCAACACAUAUUGGGUUUGAGAGAUAACAGAUUGAAGGCAAGCCUUGAAAAAAAUAAAAAAUAAAAAUGUUUGCGUGGUAAGCAAACAGAAAUAACAAACUUAUCACCUCUGUAUAUAUUUAUGAAAAAGAAGUAUAGCUUUUUUAUGGCAAGCUUUGUUUUGUUGGAUAAUGGCCUACUUCAGGCUAUUGCUGUGUAUUAGUUUAGCUAAGCUUAUUGAAAGUACCAUACCAUUUGUGCAAAUGGCAAAAUGUAAGUAUUUUGGUGUCUCUCUGUGACUUUGUAAUUAUUAUUUUUGUACUAAACAAUUUCUGUGUGAAUGUCACAAUAUGUAAAACACAACUGUGUAUCAGCACACAAAAAGAAACUAUGAAAAAGGAAAUAAAAUCUUUGCUACUACUGUAUACAGCUUCACCAGCAUUUUUGUAUGUAAUCCGUACGUUGUUGUCUCUACCGCCUCAAAUAAAGUGAACAAACCUAUCUUA